AUGCAGUCGAACGGUGCCGGCUUGACGAGAACUGGCGAACCGUAUGAUGGAAAUACGAACCUUUUGACGUGGAUUGGUCUACGACAGAAUGGUAUUUUCUCAAGCGCACCGUGGACGUGGACGGACGGAACGAAUGUCGACUACACCAACUGGGCGUUGGGUGAACCACAUAAUGCUGAUAGCAACCAACACUGUGUUCAGGUAAGUGAACGAAGUUUCUGA
Molecule: messenger RNA, 222 nt
Organism: Haemonchus placei
Lineage: Eukaryota; Metazoa; Nematoda; Chromadorea; Rhabditida; Trichostrongylidae
Source: the annotation of a GenBank genome assembly